This is a messenger RNA of Nicotiana tabacum (common tobacco), 1287 nucleotides long. The record is from RefSeq and is a predicted model, not a curated record. NCBI's taxonomy places the organism in Eukaryota, Viridiplantae, Streptophyta, Magnoliopsida, Solanales, Solanaceae.
GACCUUUCAAUAUAGCAGACAAUAUGUCACUUGUCUGGAAUGAUUUCGGCUGGGACAAGGUCUCAAAUCUAAUAUAUGUGGAUCAGCCAACUGGAACUGGUUUCAGUUAUAGUUCUGACGAGGAUGACAUUCGUCACGACGAAAGGGGUGUAAGCAAUGAUCUUUAUGACUUCUUGCAGGCCUUCUUCAAGGCACAUCCACAGUAUGAAAAGAACGAUUUCUACAUCACUGGAGAAUCAUAUGCUGGGCAUUACAUUCCUGCAUUUGCUUCUCGGGUUCAUCAAGGUAACAAGAACAAGGAAGGAACUCACAUAAACCUUAAGGGAUUUGUUAUUGGUAAUGGACUCACUAAUCCAGAAAUUCAGUACAAAGCCUACACUGACUAUGCAUUGGAUAUGAGAUUGAUCAAAAAAGCUGAUUACAAUGCCAUAGACAAGUCAUACCCAAAAUGUCAACAGGCUAUUAGGCUUUGUGGAACUGAUGGUGGAAGUGCAUGCAUGGCUGCAUAUCUUGUUUGCACAAGCAUCUUCAACAAAAUUAUGGAUGUUGUGGGUGACAAAAAUUACUAUGAUGUCAGGAAGACUUGUGCUGGUGACCUCUGCUACGACUUCUCCAAGAUGGAAACUCUCCUCAACGAUGAACAAGUUAAGCAUGCCCUUGGUGUCGGGGGUAUUGAUUUCGUUUCGUGCAGUUCUACAGUUUACCAGGCAAUGCAAUUGGAUUGGAUGAGGAAUCUUGAAGCUGGUAUUCCUCCACUUCUUGAGGAUGGCAUCAAGCUACUUGUCUACGCGGGGGAAUAUGACCUUAUCUGCAAUUGGCUUGGGAACUCGAGAUGGGUGCAUGCAAUGGAAUGGUCUGGGCAGAAAGACUUUGGGGCAGCCCGAUCCGUACCCUUUACAGUAGAUGGUGAAGAGAAAGGAAUUCAAAAGAACCAUGGGCCUCUGACUUUCCUCAAGGUCCAUGAUGCAGGUCACAUGGUUCCAAUGGAUCAACCUAAGGCAGCACUGGAAAUGCUCCAGAGGUGGAUGCAAGGGAAAUUAUCUAAGGAAGGUCACUUUGCUCAUAUGUAACUUCUUCAACGAAUGAGCCACAAUACAAAGACACAAUAACAGUUUUACAAGUUCUUAUGUGGUUCCAGGAAAUGAUACUAAUCAUGUAAAUACACUUCACCAUUUCAUGUUAUCCUACACCUAGUUUGAGGAGAAUGGUGUUCUUUCUGAGGUUACACUAAGCAUUAAAUGUUGAAGAACCACAAUCCAACUCUUUUAAAUUGUUAAUUUUACCCGA